Messenger RNA from Clonostachys rhizophaga, 1647 nucleotides. NCBI's taxonomy places the organism in Eukaryota, Fungi, Ascomycota, Sordariomycetes, Hypocreales, Bionectriaceae. The record is from the annotation of a GenBank genome assembly.
AUGGUCACCUGGACUCCUCCAGCUGCUGGUGGUUCGGAGCGCACCAGUCAGACGAAACAUAUAAAUGCUAUUUCCCACCCAGGACCUUCCUUCCAGCCACCUUCUACGUCGGCUCCCCGCGAUCAACUAGCUCAUGAGCCAAUCUGCAUCUCAUCUGAUGAUGAGAGUGCAUCUGACGCAGACGAAGAAGCUAGUUGCGACGGCUCUCAGGAUAUGGAUGACUCAAGGUCGGAUGAUACACUUCCGUCUAUCGAUUCAAUCAUCGCAUCUAUUAAGAAGAGCUCGUCUGAUAUAUCCCCCACUAGGUCUCUCAUCGCCAAGCAACCACAGGCACUUGAUACCGAUACUGGUCUGUCAAGCCUGGAGGCAGCAACAGGUCCAGACAUGUUGCUUUCUUAUCCACCAACUGCUCCGCAGGCAGGUAGUGCAGAGCAGAGUCAUGCGUCGAAUAGCCGUGGCUGUGUUGACCUAGUCACCAUGGGCAAGGCUGGGACAACAGGCCACCCUCUGAAGAUACGAGAGGUUUCCUGUCCACCACCAUCUCUUCUUAGUGAGCCAGAUGCACAAUGCGACCGUUCUGAGAGCUGUAGAGCAUCUGAUGCUAAAGCCACGGCGCCUCAGCAUGCGAUAGAGCAGACACAAGACGAUUCACAGAGCAUCGGUCACGCACUGAGAAGCUGUCCGGAAGAAUGCUCCGAUUCUCAAUCCACCUCACAGGCCAGCUCCAACUCCGACGGCCCUCGGCGGCAGCGAGAGGAGGACAGUCUCAUAUCCUCCGCCUCACUAUCGCUGUACAUCCGGGAAGAAGAGAAAGAGCGCAGCGACACGGACAAGGCUAUCAACGACAACAUCAGCCAGCCCCUGGUACAGCUUCGCCGCAAGGGAACACGCAAGGACUGCUCUACUCCGGAGCAAGACCCGGCCUCCAACUGCGAUUCUGAUUCUGAUGUCAGCUCAAUCUCUAGUUCUGAAGCUCCUGUACGGGGCGACGAGGAUUACUGCCCCUCCCCAAGCCGUGGUGAAGGGGAGCAGGCAAACAAUGAUUUAGUUGAUGAUGAAGCGGACAGUUCUGGCCAGGCCCCUCCAUGCAAACGUCGGAAGGUGGGAGGGUCUCAGUUCAGCCCCAGACCCCGUCACAGGGGGCGACGCCUUACCAAUCGUACACGUACAGCCAAUAGAUCAGGACUACAUACGCCGGCCCAUAGUGCCAGCUCGGUGUCAUCGCAUGACUCAUUCGUCGGAGCCGAUGCCGAAAUGCCAGCUGCAAGGUUUGAGGAAUGGCCUUUACAAGGGGCCACGCUCAAACGCUUGUUCGUGGACGGCAAAGUGACCUUCCAACUAGAGUUCGGCUGGGAGCCGUGUGCCAGUGGCCAUGCGCCAGGCUCCCAGAGCGCCAAUGGGUUUCAUACUCACAUAGCGAAGAGGCCGCAUCGAACCCCGCGAAGCCCAGCCAGUCAUACUUUCACCCGUGAGGAGGAGGAUCUCAUUGUCAAAUUAAAGGAAGAGCAGCAGCUUCCAUGGCCGGAAAUCCAUAAACAGUUCUGUGAUGAAUUUCCACAACGACGAUCUCAGGGAAGUCUUCAGGUUCGCUACUGUACACGGCUAAAGAAGAGGAGUGGCAAAUGGGCUACAAGUAAGUCUAGGUAG